Molecule: messenger RNA, 663 nt
Organism: Penicillium taxi
Lineage: Eukaryota; Fungi; Ascomycota; Eurotiomycetes; Eurotiales; Aspergillaceae
Gene: mrpl4
Product: mitochondrial 54S ribosomal protein uL29m
Exons: 3
Coding region: 1-663 (220 amino acids)
Biological process (GO): mitochondrial translation
Cellular component (GO): mitochondrial ribosome; mitochondrial large ribosomal subunit
Molecular function (GO): structural constituent of ribosome
Source: RefSeq, a predicted model, not a curated record
AUGCAUCGACCAUCUCUCACUCGUCUGGCCCAAUACGGGGGUCUUGCUCUCGCCGAGCUACCCCCGCCAUACUUGGCCCCGUCUCUUCACUUCUCGAUUGCCCGAUCCACCCAAAUCGCAAGCUUCUCUACGAGUCCAGUGGCCGCUGGACGAGAUAUGAACAGAACCCGUGGCGUGUCAGCCAUUCACCGCACUGGUCCGAGAUUCAAGCUCACUGUCUCCAAAUACCCAUUGCCCAAACCCGUCUCUCCCGAGAAAGCUCAGCCGCGACCCCAAACCCCCAAUCACGGACUAUGGGCCUUCUUCCCCCCGACCCACGAGGCACUGGGUAAUCCCGAGACCGAUAUGAACUUCGGCCGUCCAUGGGGUAUCCAAGAGCUUCGUGGGAAGAGCUGGGACGAUCUCCAAAAGCUGUGGUGGGUCUGUUGCAAAGAGCGCAACCGCAUUGCCAGCACAAACAUGGAGAGAGAUCGCCUGAAGAUUGGAUACGGAGAGCACGAAGCUGGCUUGCGGGACGAUGCGAUCCGCAGCACCCAGAGCAGCAUCAAGCAUGUUUUACGUGAGCGCUGGUAUGCUUGGGAGGAGGCUGAACGUCUGUUUAAGAAAGGGGCCCGACCAUCAUCGUUCGUGGAGGAGUUCGUGGAGGAGUCCGAGUCCAAAUAA